This is a messenger RNA of Tribolium castaneum (red flour beetle), 3645 nucleotides long. It is a transcript of the gene dre4, whose product is annotated as dre4. Lineage: Eukaryota; Metazoa; Arthropoda; Insecta; Coleoptera; Tenebrionidae. Gene Ontology annotation, biological process: transcription elongation by RNA polymerase II. Gene Ontology annotation, molecular function: nucleosome binding. The coding region runs from base 176 to 3514 and encodes 1112 amino acids. The transcript has 3 exons. The record is from RefSeq and is a predicted model, not a curated record. Gene Ontology annotation, cellular component: FACT complex.
GGUGUUGGAGUGAUGGCAGUCUUGUGACAUUUUGUUGACAUUUGCGAGUUACCGCUCUUUUGUGUUUGCGCAAAGUGCGCAAAAUAACGUCUCGAUCUGGCGCCUUCUCUUCAUGUAACGCCGCUGCGUUGUUGUGUGGUGUUAAAUGUGUAAAUAUCGCAUGUAACAAUCGACAAUGGCAAACAUAAAUUUGGACAAAGAAACUUUUCACCGCCGCUUAAAGAAGUUGUACAGUGCUUGGCAAAAAUCGGAGAGCGAGAAUGGUUUCUCUAAGAUGGAUGCUUUGGUUACAGCCGUCGGUGUGGACGACGAAGUGGUUUACAGUAAGUCGGGGGCCCUCCAGACCUGGCUUUUGGGCUACGAACUGACCGACACCAUCAUGGUCCUGACCGAGAAGAAAGCCCACUUCCUGGCCAGUAAGAAAAAAAUUGAUUUUCUGAGACAAGCCGAAACUAAGGACGAGAAUUCGAUUCAGUUGUCUCUGCAUGUGCGAGACCGCACGAGCGACGAGGCCAAUUUCAAGCUCCUCAUUGACGCGAUCAAAGAGAGCAAGAACGGGAAAACAAUCGGGGUUUUCUCCAAAGACAACUACCCGGGCGCUUUCAUGGACGCCUGGCGCGCGGCUUUGUCCAAAGUUAGCUUCCAGACAGUUGAUGUGAGCGCGGCUAUUGCCUAUUUGCUAUCGCCAAAGGAAGAUUCAGAAAUCAUAACAAUUAAAAAAGCCUGCAUGGUGAGUGUCGAUGUGUUUACCAAGUAUCUCAAAGACCAGAUAAUGGAGAUAAUUGACUCCGAUCGCAAAGUCAAGCACAGCAAACUGGCGGAAGGCGUGGAGUCUGCAAUCGCCGACAAAAAAUACGUUUCGGGCGUCGAUGUUUCUCAGGUUGAUAUGUGCUAUCCUGCCAUAAUCCAGUCAGGGGGCAACUACAGCCUAAAAUUCAGUGUAGUGAGUGACAAGAACACUCUACACUUUGGGGCCAUCAUAUGCUCGCUGGGCGCCCGGUACAAGUCCUACUGUUCAAACAUUGUCCGCACGUUGCUUGUGAACCCAAACGAACAAGUACAAAACAAUUAUAAUUUCCUCGUUACCCUUGAAGAAGAGGUUUUGAAAAAAUUGCAAGCCGGGACAAAGCUUUCAGAGGUAUACGAAGCCGGUUACAACUUUGUUAAGAAAGAAAAGCCUGAACUGGCGGAUAAUCUGACCAAAAAUUUCGGUUUCGCAACGGGGAUUGAAUUCAAAGAGAGCUCGCUUAUGAUCGGCCCAAAAACAACUCUCCCGGCGAAAAAGGGAAUGGUCUUCAACGUCAACAUGGGUUUUAGCAACCUGGAGAACAAAGAUGCGACCGAUAAAGAGGGCAAAACGUACGCGCUGUUUAUUGGCGACACUGUGAUGGUGAAUGAAGGCCAACCGGCCUCGGUCCUCACCAUGUCCAAGAAGAAAAUCAAAAAUAUCGGGAUCUUUCUCAAGGAUGAGUCCGAUGAUGAGGAUAACGACGAUGAGAAAGAAAAUGCCCCAAAACCUGAAAUACUAGGGAGGGGCAAACGCACCGCCGUUUUGGAGUCCAAACUUAGAACCGAACAUACGUCUGAAGAGAAACGAAAAGAGCAUCAGAAGGAAUUGGCUUCGAUGCUGAACGAGAAAGCAAAGGAACGGCUUGCUAAACAAUCGGGAUCGAAGGAUGUUGAAAAAGUUAGGAAAAGCACAGUGUCGUAUAAAAAUGUCAAUCAAAUGCCCCGUGUGCCUGAAGUCAAAGAACUGAAACUCUACGUGGAUCAGAAAUAUGAAACUGUCAUUUUGCCGAUUUAUGGAAUUGCAGUGCCGUUCCAUAUCUCCACCAUUAAGAAUAUAUCGCAGUCGGUCGAAGGCGAUUACACGUACCUUCGGAUCAACUUUUUCCAUCCCGGAUCCACCAUGGGCAGGACCGAUGGUGGCAACUACCAGCAGCCUGAAGCCACUUUCGUCAAAGAAGUUACCUACCGCAGUUUGAACACCAAAGAGCCCGGAGAAAUUUCCCCUCCCUCUUCGAACCUAAACACUGCAUUCCGACUAAUCAAGGAAGUACAACGAAAAUUCAAAACCCGCGAAGCGGAAGAACGCGAAAAAGAAGAUCUUGUUAAACAAGACACGCUGGUCUUGUCGCAGAACAAGGGCAAUCCCAAGCUUAAAGAUCUUUACAUACGACCUAAUAUCGUCACAAAGCGUAUGACCGGCGCUUUGGAAGCUCACAGUAACGGUUUCCGGUACACUUCAGUCAGAGGCGACAAAGUUGAUAUUUUAUACAAUAAUAUUAAGAAUGCAUUCUUUCAACCUUGCGACGGUGAAAUGAUCAUACUUUUGCAUUUUCACCUGAAGCAUGCGAUCAUGUUCGGGAAAAAGAAGCACGUGGACGUGCAGUUUUACACGGAAGUAGGUGAAAUCACGACUGAUUUAGGCAAACACCAGCAUAUGCAUGAUAGGGAUGAUUUGGCUGCUGAGCAGUCUGAGAGGGAGUUGAGGCACAAGCUGAAGACGGCGUUCAAGAGCUUUUGCGAAAAGGUCGAAGCGAUGACAAAACAAGAAAUCGAGUUCGAUACGCCGUUCCGGGAGCUCGGCUUUCCCGGAGCCCCCUACAGGUCCACAGUAUUACUCCAGCCGACGUCGGGUUGCCUCGUCAAUUUAACCGAAUGGCCCCCGUUCGUAAUUACGCUCGAAGACGUCGAAUUAGUCCACUUCGAAAGAGUCCAAUUCCAUUUGAAAAACUUCGAUAUGAUUUUCGUCUUCAAGGACUACCAACGCAAAACCGCAAUGGUGAACGCCAUCCCGAUGAAUAUGCUGGACCAUGUCAAAGAAUGGCUCAACUCUUGCGACAUCCGCUACUCCGAAGGUGUCCAGUCGUUAAACUGGGUCAAAAUCAUGAAAACAAUCACCGAUGAUCCCGAGGGAUUUUUCGAAAGCGGCGGAUGGACGUUCCUGGACCCGGAAUCGGACGAAGAAGCCCAGGCCCAAGAGGAGGAAACGGAGGACGAGGACGAAGUUUACGAACCGACCGACAUGGAAAGCGUGUCGGAAGAAAGCGAGGAAGAUUCCGAAUACUCUGAAGGCGACACUGAGGAGAGUGACGAAAGCGCUUCCGGGGAGGACGAUCUAGGAUCUGAUGAAGAAUCCGGGAAGGACUGGUCCGACCUGGAGCGGGAAGCAGCCGAGGAGGACCGGGAACGCAAUUUCGACGAUACUUUCGACCGGAAAAAGUCGCAUCACAAGUCGAGCAAACCCAGCAAACACUCGUCGAGUAAAAGCAACCACAAAGGCUCGCCGAGCAAACAUUCAAACAACCAUCAUUCCUCAAGUAGCAAACAUUCGAGUUCGAAACAUAGCAGCAGAGAUAGUGAUAGGCGUAAAUCUUCUUCAAGUUCGAAAUCGAAAUCUUCACCCUCGAAAGACAAGGACCGCCAUCACAGAAGCUCGCAUUCGGAUUCGAAAAAGCGCAGUCGGGAGGAGAGCAGCGAUAAACACAAGUCCAAGAAGUCGAAGAAGUAAUUCGAGGAAGUUGUUUUUACCGUUGUAUUUGUAUAAGUUAUUUUUAUGUUAGAGAUUUGUGUUUCAAGUUCUGUGUUUCGUUCAGGCUAAGUUCUUUCCACUGAAUGUACAGAUUAAACUUUUGAUAUAAA